CCGACCGUGAACAUCUUCUCUUGACAAGGGACAAAAAAUUGCAUGCCUUUGAAUAUUUUAAUACACCGAGAUCAAGAAAUUAUCUUCUUUAUCAAGCAGUAGACCCCGGACCGUUGGAGCCCAAGAUGCCCUAGGCUAGCAGGACAAGAAAUAAUGUGAUGGCUUCUAAAGUGAAAGAUGCAGUGGUGUGGUACCAGAAAAAGAUUGGUGCUUAUGACCAGCAGAUAUGGGAGAAGUCAGUGGAGCAGCGAGAAAUAAAGUUUAUUUCGCUGGGCUUAAGGAACAAGCCAAAGAAGACUGGUCAUGUGAAGCCAGACCUCAUCGAUGUGGACCUGGUCCGAGGUUCAGCAUUUGCUAAGGCCAAACCCGAGAGCCCCUGGACAUCUCUGACCAGGAAAGGCAUCGUGCGAGUCGUGUUCUUCCCCUUCUUUUAUAAAUGGUGGAUCCAGGUCACCUCCAGAGGCAUCUUCUACUUACUUCUGGGACUGUAUCUACUGCAAGUUGCAGCAGCAGUCUUGUACCUGAGCAUCCCUCAGCCCCAUGUGAUCCCAGCCACUGAGGUGUUUGGGGCCAUCUGGCUCAUGCUUCUGCUGGGCACCGUGCACUGUCAGAUCGUCUCAACCCGGACCCCCAAGCCAGUGUCCAGCAGCGGGGGCAAGAGGCGCAGGAAAUUGAGGAAGGCCUCUCAGAUGGAGGUGCAUAGGGAAGGCGAUGGGUCUAGCACUACCGAUAACACACAGGAGGGGGCGCCACACUCGCACUCCCCCGGCACUGCGUUCAGCUUGGGCUCUCUCUUCCACGAUUUCUGGCAUGAUAUCUGUAAAGCUGGAUCUAAGAAGUCUAAGCUCUCCAUCGACAAGUCCACAGAGACAGACAAUGGUUACGUGUCAUUGGACGGCAGGGUGACCAAUCGGAGCAGUGAGGAGGGACUUCAGCUGCCAGAGCCAGCCUGUGAUUCACUACUGAGGGCCGAGGAGGCGUGCUGGAACCCGCACAGCCCACCCACUCACACCCACACGCCACGUAGCAACGGACUCACGCUGCCCACUGCCAACAAGGAGCCUGCAUCAGAUGAGGCUUCUAGUGAGGAGGACCCUGAGGUGUCGUACAGCGCCCUACGGAGGGGUGUGGACAGAAUGAACAGCAACGAGUGCACACUCCGCAACCGCAAGAGUGCACACCAUUACAAGAAACAGUACAAUGAGGAAGUGCCAAAGUCGGGCACUAGUUGCAGUUCUCGCUGCUCCAGUCUCAGGACCCAGGACUCAGAGAGCACCCGACACGAGUCUGAGACUGAGGACCUGCUCUGGGAAGACUUUCUGCACUGCGCCGAGUGCCGCUCCUCGUGCACCUCUGAGACCGAGGGAGAAGGAGCCGGGACCUCUGUGUGUGGACCCUCCAAAAAGGAAUACAGAGAUGACCCUUUCCACCAGGGUCAUGUCCCAUGGCUGCACAGUUCGAACCCCGGUCUGGAGAGGGUGAGCGCCAUCGUGUGGGAGGGAAACGAAUGUAAAAAGGCAGACAUGUCUGUGCUGGAGAUCAGUGGCAUGAUCAUGAACAAAGUGAACAUGUACACUCCAGGCAUUGGGUAUCAGGUGUUUGGGAACCUUGUCUCUGUAACUCUGGGCCUCACUCCAUUUGCCUUCAGACUGGCGCAGUACCGGGAUGUGGAUCAGCUGACCUCUCUCUCAGGUGGAGAGUUUCUGUCCGCAGCGUUCGGGGUCAGCUCAGGGUCAGACGUGCUUGUCGUCACCGUGGUUACUCUCAGCUUCCUGGUGCGAGUCUGCCUUAUCUGGCUGUUCUUCUUCUUGCUCAGUGUGGCAGAGAGGACCUAUAAACAGAGGCUGCUGUUUGCAAAGCUGUUUGGUCACCUGACAUCAGCCCGCAGAGCCAGGAAGUCUGAGGUGCCCCAUUUCAGACUGAAGAAAGUCCAGAACAUCAAGAUGUGGCUUUCCCUGCGGUCCUACCUCAAGAGACGCGGCCCUCAGCGAUCUGUGGAUGUGAUAGUUUCAUCCGCCUUUCUUCUCACUCUGUCUGUGGUCUUCAUCUGCUGUGCUCAAUUGCUGCAUGUCCAUGAGACGUUCCUGGAGUGUCAUUAUAACUGGGAGUUGGUGAUCUGGUGCUCCAGUCUCACUCUGUUUCUGCUGCGCUUCGUGACUCUGGGCUCUGAGACCAGCAAAAAGUACAGUAACACCUCUAUCCUGCUCACUGAACAGAUAAAUCUAUAUCUGAAGAUGGAGAAGAAACCAAACAAGAAGGAAGAGCUGACUCUGGUCAAUAAUGUUCUCAAACUGGCCACAAAACUGCUCAAGGAGCUGGACUCUCCGUUCCGGCUUUAUGGACUGACCAUGAACCCUCUGCUCUACAACAUCACUCAGGUGGUCAUUCUGUCCGCUGUGUCCGGGGUCAUUUCUGACCUGCUUGGGUUCAACCUCAAGCUGUGGAAGAUCAAAUCAUGACAGUGACCUGAUGCUGACCCCAACUAACCUUUGACCCUUAUGUUAACACUUUGUGCAAUUCACAACUAUUUAUUUACCCUCGCAGUGUUUCUAGGUUUAUAUGAAUUUUAGGUUGUUUUAUUUUAUUUGUUCACUGCAAAAACGCAUUACCUACAUUAGUUUGAAAACACUUGAAUUAGGAUUAUUUUAGUUAAUUUGAACAUUUUUGGCUAGUUUAAAUUUACUUGAAGAACUUACAAAAUCAGAUUUGCUAAAUAUUUUGAACUGGUAUUUUUCAAGGCAAUAACAUAAGUUUAAUUUCAUUUUUAAGUAUAAUUUUUGUCUAAUUUCAAGUGUAAUAUGGACAAAGUAUGACUGAAUUGUCUCUUGAUCAUAGUUUGAAUCAGUAUUCUUAAUUCAAUACAUUUAAGCCAAUGUAGACAUUUUUGCAGUGUUUUACACAGACAAUGCUAUGAAUACACAUUUAUCAAGUAUUAUGACUGUCAUUGACCCACUGCUGGUCCUUUAAUAACGAAUCUAAGUUAAAGACACACUAGAUAAUUUUUCUGGUGAGAUGCCAGUUGUCUCCAGAGAUUUUAUUGCUUUGCCUGGAAUAUUCCACAGUAUGGCAUUACUCUUUCAAUUACAGUUGUUUUUAUUGCUGAAAGACAUGCAUUCUUACUGUAAGCAGGGUCGACUUGCUUCCAAACCACAGUUCAGAUCUGUGGAAUCAUCUGCUUUCUUCAUAGAGACAAAUGAUUUGAAUGACUUUAAAGUAAUAUCACCAUGGAGACAAGUAGAUGGCUGUUUCCCAACUAGUGUGUUCUAUUUUUACUUUUAACCCUCUAUUUUCACACAUGCUGCCACUUCAUCACAUUUUGUAUUUACAAUGAACAUACUAGAUAUGUUGAAACAUGCUGUACGAUUACUAUAGAAAUCAUACAUCUAUGGUAGAUAGCCUCCGAAAAAACGUAUAGGGAAAUAUAAUGCGCUAUUAUAUAUUCUUUAAUUGAAAACUAUUUGCUGGUUUACAAUCAUCAAAGUCACAUUUAAGACUCAAAACUGACAAAGGUUGAAAUUCUGUCCUCCUCCUUACUUUAGAUUGUUAACAAAAAUAUAUUUAUGGCAAUGCCUCCAUACAAGUGUAAGGCAUUAUUAUUAUUAUUAUUAUUAGACCAGUUCACAAACAUAUUUUUUUUUCUGUUUUUAGAAGGUCAAGCAUUUAUUCUUGUAUUAUUAUUUUUGUGUGGAAAAAACAUGAUGCGAUUACGUUUUUUUUUGACUGAUGACAGCAAUUUAUAAUGUUAGCGAGAAGGACAUUAAAGCGGCUAUGUCUUGCUAAAUUUGUUUCUUUCAUUUUUAGCUUGCAAACAUGUUAUAUAAAGCCUGAAAGUGCUCCCCAAAUCCUGCCCACUCCAGGAAGCAUUGACCAGUCGGCAAACUCUAAAAAAAAUCCACUUUUUUAUUUGAUCAAUUCAUAGCUGUUUUAAUGAAUUUUCUUUCAGCUAAUUAUCAUUUUAAGGAAAUAUUUAGCUUUCUUUUUUAUUUUGAUUUGCAAUUUAAAAGUUUUAGAUAAAGACAUGAAAUGUACAAUUAAAUACAUUUCAGUGUAUAUUGCGCCAUUAGUUUUAGUCAGAUGCUUUUGAGAUUGUAGAAUUGAUAGUUUGCAGUGUGGAGCUGCAUGUAUGUCUAUGGUGGAAUUUUCAGCAGUUACCCUGCACACAUUAGCAAAUACAGCCUAAUACAUUUUUAGAUUAUCUAAAAACCCAAGAAGAAAAUUACAAAAUGGUUUUUAAACCGUUUAGGUUUUAAACAAGGACAAGGAUGACUAACUAUUGGCUAACUUGUGACUAUAAUGUUAUUUAAGAGGGACUUGUUUAAUAGAACAAAUCAGCUCUCCAGCUAAAUCAGUUCUUUCUGGUGAAAUUGUGUGAAAACAAAGCUCAAAGAAACUGAGCCUCAGACAGAGCAGUGCCUCUAUUUAGCUUCACACCAUCCCCCUAGCAAAUGUUAAUGACAGUUGCAUGCAUACUCAUACUUAUGAGUAUGCGUUUCUGUUCUGAAGUGAUCAAUACUGUAUCAUUAAAACUAAAUAUAGCCCCUUUUUAAUGUCUGGUAUUGAACUCAAUGCUUUCAGAAACCUGUAGUAGUUUGUACAUGUAGAAUGAGUGUGUUUUAAAUUAUGCACUUUAAAACUUUGACAUGUUUUUUAAAUAAAUUGCAUUUGUCUUUGAGAUGUUUUUGUACCUCAAAUGCUUGGAGUUUACUGUUUUUAGCUAAUGUUGAAGAUGUUUGAAGCCUUUCAGACUUCCUAGUAUGUAAGUGUGCAAGUUUUCAUGUACAUGAAAAUGUACUAGAAAUGGUUGCUUGGUUAACUUCAUGCUAAUUAAGCUAGCUUCAUCCAGAGGGUGGAAUAGUAUCUUAAGUGGAUAUCCUUUUAACUGUAGAAAUCAAGAACUGGGUCUUUUGCAUUUACUCUUAACAUUUUCUUCACAUUAAAAUCUGAAAAUGGACAAUCAAAAAGUUCCAUUAGUACAAAUUGUAAGCAAAUUACAAUCCAAACUGUUACACGGUUCAACUUUUUUGCAAAUUCAUUUUACCAAAGAAUUAUCAUUGACCCACUGAUAUAAAAAUUCUAAAUCUUGUAAUUGUUUAUACAGUCCCAAGAUGGCUGCUGUGUGUCACCAAAAGCAGAUUUUUCUUUUACAAAACUUGUCCUAAAAGAUUUUCACACAACUUUGGUUGGGUUUCGCCAUCUUGUCUGCCCAAUAUUAUAACACGCACAAUUGCUUUUAUAGCAUACCACAGUCUCAUAGAAAAUCCGCAUACAGUCCAAAGGUAGCUGCUGCAUUCUCCACUGCAGCUGAUGCCACUCUAGAGCUCUAUCCACUGCAGGCUUCAUGCUUUGAAACAUUAGCAUUGUGAAAUUGAGUCUAUGAUAAGGAGAAGACCAAAGUGCUUAUUUCUGUUUAUUGUUGAUGGAAAUCGAAUGUAUUCAACUUCAUGCUUUAAAAAUGUGUUGUCUCAUUUUGAAUUAUUUUUUGUUUGAGUUUUCUCGUUCAUGCAUUUUUUUUUUGUAAAGCUUUAGUUUCUCGCACUCACUGAAGAACUUUUCUUUUAUAGUUUUCAAAAAAGAACAAAGUGACAUUUCUGUUGAACUGAAUCUACAUACAGGACUCUGUUUUGUGGUUUGAAGAGUCUUAAUAUUUAGAUUUGUGUUUUUGUGAACUUGUCUCUCAAGUAUCUACAUUUUAUAAGAAAAAUAAAAUAUGAAAAAA
This is a messenger RNA of Periophthalmus magnuspinnatus, 5716 nucleotides long. Its product is annotated as protein PHTF2-like. Gene Ontology annotation, cellular component: endoplasmic reticulum. The transcript has 21 exons. NCBI's taxonomy places the organism in Eukaryota, Metazoa, Chordata, Actinopteri, Gobiiformes, Gobiidae. The record is from RefSeq and is a predicted model, not a curated record. The coding region runs from base 159 to 2459 and encodes 766 amino acids.